UCAUGGCGGGCGGCGGGCCCGGGGAUGCCGGCCUGGGGGCGGCGGCGGCCGCGGCGCCCGAGACCCGCGAGCACCUCUUCAAGGUGCUGGUCAUCGGCGAGCUCGGCGUGGGCAAGACCAGCAUCAUCAAGCGCUACGUCCACCAGCUCUUCUCCCAGCACUACCGGGCCACCAUCGGGGUGGACUUCGCCCUCAAGGUCCUCAACUGGGACAGCCGGACGCUGGUGCGCCUGCAGCUCUGGGACAUCGCGGGGCAGGAGCGGUUUGGCAACAUGACCCGAGUAUACUACAAAGAAGCUGUUGGUGCUUUUGUAGUCUUUGAUAUAUCGAGAGGUUCCACAUUUGAGGCCGUCUUAAAAUGGAAAAGUGAUCUGGAUAGUAAAGUCCAUCUUCCAAAUGGCAGCCCGAUUCCUGCUGUCCUCUUAGCUAAUAAAUGUGACCAAAAGAAGGAUGGUGGCCAGAAUCCUCCUCAGAUGGACCAGUUCUGCAAAGAACAUGGUUUCACUGGAUGGUUUGAAACCUCUGCAAAGGAUAACAUAAACAUAGAUGAAGCAGCCCGGUUCCUAGUGGAGAAUAUUCUUGCCAACCACCAAAGCUUUCCUAACGAAGAAAACGACGCGGGCAAAGUUAAACUGGAUCAGGAGACCCUGACCGCCGAGAGCAAGUCCCAGUGUUGCUGAUGUGCCUGCUGCAUCUGUGCGUGCAGGAUGCAGCCUAGCUGGGCUGGAAGGAGUCCUGAGAGGUGGCUAAGGUGGUGGCUGUGCUGUGCUGUGAAUCUUCCCAGGGCUGCACUUUAAAUAAAUGCUCCGGUUUUUCUAGGGGGGGUAAAUCUUUUUCCCUGCACGGAACGACUGUGAUGUCACCCCUGGGAGCCUGCGGCCACAUGGGGCAUGUAGAGAAGUAGCUGUGCCAGUGGGCCCACACCCUGUGGCAUGAACACUUAGGCUUUUGGGGCGGUUGCCAUGUAUUCAGGAUAAUGUUUACAUCCUCUGUAACAUCUCUUUAAAUGACAGCCCCUCAGGAUUUGGUAAGACUUCCAAGUUGUGCCUUUUAGCCAAAGCACUGGGGUGGUAAUAAAGCCUCACCUGCAGCCUCUCAGUCAUGUUAUGGGUCUGUUUUUGUCUCCACACUCCGUCCUCACUCUCCACGGAGGCUGUAGACUGUUAGACACAUGAGGCUUGAAGUUUUUGUACUGCAGUUUUGUUUUCCUCCCUACUUCAAACUUUGGUACUUCAUGUAAAAUUGUUAUCCUUAAGUGUUAGAAUUUCACGGGCCCUCGACAGUGUGGCACGUCCUUGCUAAGGACUCAGGCAGCACUCACCGCAUUGGCCUUCUGGCUCUGGUUGCUGCCAGUUGGAAACAACAUAAAUGAACAGUCCUUCUCUCUCUAGUUCUUUCUUUUUUCCCUCAUCCUCCCAUGUGUUUGUUUUUGUACCCAAGAGCCUGGCCGAUAUUACCAUUGCAAUUCUCUCUUAACUGGAGCUAGUCUUUUGCAAAUCUGUAUUAGUAAUGGUUGCAGAGAGAAGUUACUUCAAAGCAUAUACAAUGAAAGCUGAGAUUCCGUAUUACGAAUUAUGAAGGAAAGUAGGUCAUGUGUGGUUUUCUGUAAGGUUUGAGACAUUUAAAGUAUAACACAUAAGAAACUUAAGGCAGCCUCAUGAUUUUUUUGUAUUACCAUUUGACCCAGUUAAGGAAAAGAAUAAAUAUUUUGACUGAAA
Canis lupus familiaris (dog) is the source of this 1718-nucleotide messenger RNA. It is a transcript of the gene RAB32, whose product is annotated as RAB32, member RAS oncogene family. Gene Ontology annotation, cellular component: Golgi apparatus; lysosome; late endosome. The record is from RefSeq and is a predicted model, not a curated record. Gene Ontology annotation, molecular function: GTP binding; GTPase activity. The coding region runs from base 3 to 680 and encodes 225 amino acids. Lineage: Eukaryota; Metazoa; Chordata; Mammalia; Carnivora; Canidae. The transcript is spliced from 3 exons. Gene Ontology annotation, biological process: phagosome-lysosome fusion; endosome to lysosome transport.